AUGUCUGAGCAGGAAAGUACCUGCACAAAGUCAUCUGUUAGCAUUCAAAACAUUGAAAAGACACCAAAGGCUGAUGUGUCUUUGCGAUCAUGUCGCAAUUACUUGUCAACAAGGCUUUCCACAUUACUAAGUAUCCCUGCAAGUAAAGGGAAAAAUGGAAUUAAGACAUUUAAUCUAAAGAAAGCAAUAACAUCAAUGAGUUUACAUCACUGGAAUUUAUUUUGGCAUGGGUUUUGGGCUUGGACAGUGGAUUCUAUGGAUUUCUUUUGUGUUUCUAUCAGUGUUUCCGAUAUUGCCAAGGAUUUAAACACAGAUGUUACAAGCAUUACAUGGGGAAUUACAUUGGUUUUAAUGCUCAGGUCAGUUGGGUCUAUUAUAUUUGGUUAUUGCGGUGAUAGGUGGGGAAGAAAAUGGCCAUUGUGUGUUUGUUACUUGCUCUUUACUAUCCUUGAAAUUGCUACUGGGUUUGUCAAGACGUUGAAUCAAUUUCUUGCAAUUAGAUCAUUAUUUGGUAUUGCAAUGGGUGGUUGUUAUGGAUUAGCCGCAGCAACAUCAUUAGAAGAUGCACCUCAAGUUUCCAGAGGAUUUUUGAGUGGAAUCUUUCUUCCGGGCUACAGUUUGGGGUAUGUUCUUGCUACUGCUUUUUAUAGAGGAUUUGAGACCACGCAAUUCACUUGGAAGGCAUUAUUUUGGUUUUCUGCCGGGCCACCAUUUCUUCUGUUAAUAUGGAGGUUAUCGUUUGGUGAAUUGGAAUAUUUUAAAGAUCUUUAUGAGGCUAAACAAUUGCAUAACCAAAGAGUCAAAGAAGCCAUCAAAGCUCGUGAGCUUGGAAUUUCCACAGAUGAUAAUGAAGAAGAUUUGAGGGAAAUUACUUUUUGGUCCGAAUUAAAGGAAACAUUUAGAGCAGAGUGGCCAAUGUUGAUUUAUUUGAUAUUGAUGCUGUCCGGUACAAAUUUCAUGUCUCAUGGUUCUCAGGAUUUGUUCCCAACAAUGCUCAAAAAGCAGGCCAAGCUUUCUAGGAAUGCUUUAACAAUUACUAAUGUUGUUGUCAAUCUUGGUGGUUGCUUUGGUGGCAUCUUUUGGGGUCAGAUUUCAGAAUUUCUUGGUCGUCGUCUUGCCGUCAUACUUUGUGCAAUCUGUGGAGGAGCGUUUCUUUACCCCACAUUUUUUAAACACUCAGAAGCUUACAUCAUUCCAUGUGGAUUUCUUCUUCAGUUUGCUGUGAUGGGAGCUUGGGGUAUUAUACCAAUUCAUCUUACCGAGCUCACUUCAAAAAGUUCCCUUAGAACAAUGAUUUCAGGUACUGCUUAUCAACUCGGAAAUUUAGCUUCAUCGGCAUCAUCCACAAUUGAAUCAAAGAUUGGUUCUCGCUUUCCCCUUAAAGAAUCAGGAGAUGAUGCAUAUGAUUAUGGUAAAGUCAUGUGCAUUUUUAUGGGCUGUGUGUUUGGCUAUUUAAUUAUAGUUUUGUUUUUGGGACCGGAACGUUUCCAUACUUCCAUAAAAACAGAUUUUAUGUUGGAGGAAGAGGAUGUUGACAGUAAUUACGAACUUGAUAGAGUUCUUUCACCUGUUUCGCGCAGUCACUUCGAAGGAAAAAUUCGGGUGAUUCAUAAGGAGUGA
This is a messenger RNA of Brettanomyces bruxellensis, 1620 nucleotides long. RefSeq lists its product as uncharacterized. Gene Ontology annotation, molecular function: secondary active monocarboxylate transmembrane transporter activity. Gene Ontology annotation, biological process: plasma membrane lactate transport. Gene Ontology annotation, cellular component: plasma membrane. The coding region runs from base 1 to 1620 and encodes 539 amino acids. The record is from RefSeq and is a predicted model, not a curated record. NCBI's taxonomy places the organism in Eukaryota, Fungi, Ascomycota, Pichiomycetes, Pichiales, Pichiaceae. The transcript has a single exon.